AAUUUCAAUUAAAAGCCCUGUCCAAUUGUCCACAAGUGAUAAGUCCAAGAAUUAAAAAAUAGGUUUGGAGGCUUGGAGCAUAAUUUCCGUCCUCAACUCGUCACUCCCCUGUCUUCCUCGAUUCCUCCAAAUCUCUGCCGCCCAAGUGCCCAACAAUAAGGAGAUUAAGAGGAGUCAAAUUAGCUGCUCAAGUGAGAUGAAGAAUAUGUGGAGCAUUUCCAUCUACUAACCAGCAAGGGAUUGGCCGGUUUCGGAUUGGCGGGAUUGCCGCAGGUCUUCUUCAGCAUUCUAACAUUAUUUUGACGGUUUUCAUCUAUUAAGGGGACACUCGUUGGAGUUCUCAUUUCAGAUCUAUCUCGAGCUUGAUGAAGAUGUUUAGUGCAACAUGUGAAGUUCUGAUAAAUGUUAUUGAGGAUGGGACUACACAUGCUCAACGUGGAGAUGCUGAUGCUGCUUAUGAGGUGCUAACUUCGUUUGAAUUUGUCUUCAUUUUGCAUCUCAUGCGAAACGUUUUAGAGAUUUCUAAUAUGCUUUGUCAAGCUUUGCAACUUCAGUCUCAAGAUAUCCUAAAUGCAAUUCAUCUUGUGUCGUCAACUAAAAUUCUCAUUCAAAAGUUACGAGACGAUGGAUGGGAUGAAUUAAUUGCAAAUGUGAAGGCUUUCUGCGAAUCUGUCAAUAUACCUGUGUUGGAUUUUAAUGCUUUGCAUAUCGCAAGAAAGGGGAGAGCCCGACAUCAAAAAGAUAAGUUGACAAUUGGAGAGCAUUACAAAUUCAACAUUUUUCAUGAGGUGAUUGAUACCCAACUCUCUGAAUUGGAGAGCAAGUUUAAUGAGAAAGCAAUUGAGUUAUUAACGCUUAGCACGACACUUGAUCCAAAAGAGAUGCGCAUAUCAUUCAGAAUUGAUGACAUCUGCAAAUUGGUGGAGAAGUUUUACCCACAAGAUUUUGAAGAAUAUGAGAUGUUCCAAUUGAGAGUUCAGUUUCAGCAUUUUGAGCAUGUUUGCCAACUUCCUGAAUUCGGUGCAUUGGACUCUAUUUCUGAUCUAAGUCAGUGGUUGAUAACAACUAGAAAAUCAGACAUCUACCCGCUUGUAUACAGAGUCGUAACUCUCAUUAUUACACUUCCAGUAUCUACAGCUACUACGGAGCGAUCUUUUUCUGCUAUGAGCAUCAUGAAGACUACCCUUCGAAACAAGAUGGAAGAUGAAUAUCUUACCGAUUGUUUGUUGGUGUACAUUGAGAAGCAAAUUGCAAAAAAAUUUAGUGUGGACUCUCUUAUAGAUGAUUUCCGUGACAUGCAGGAGCGACGUUCUAAAUUUUAACUCUCAAGACGUUUAGUUAUGUGUUUUUGAAUGUUUUAAAUGAAUACUACUACCUUAUUUAAUGUUUAUUGCUUUUGUAUUUUUUCAUUUCACCUCGCCCCCCCCCCCCCUCGCUCAUAUCCUGGC
Molecule: messenger RNA, 1448 nt
Organism: Cuscuta epithymum
Lineage: Eukaryota; Viridiplantae; Streptophyta; Magnoliopsida; Solanales; Convolvulaceae
Source: the annotation of a GenBank genome assembly